Messenger RNA from Fusarium odoratissimum NRRL 54006, 1432 nucleotides. RefSeq lists its product as uncharacterized. The record is from RefSeq and is a predicted model, not a curated record. The transcript has a single exon. The coding region runs from base 48 to 1139 and encodes 363 amino acids. Lineage: Eukaryota; Fungi; Ascomycota; Sordariomycetes; Hypocreales; Nectriaceae.
GCGUCACUCUUAGCUUCGAUCAAGCUAUCAUCCGUAGCUCAAUCAAAAUGGCCCACCAAUCAGCAAAGCUUGGCAACUUGAACCUCAUUAUUUCUACAGUGAUCAUCCUCUCCUUCAUCCCGCCCACAACAGCCCUCCGACGCUCAAACAAACAAUUCCGAGAAUUCUUCCCAGCAUGGGAGCCUCUUCUCAAAGACCAGCUCAAAUACAACUGCUCCUCCGAAAUAGAAGCAUACCUCAACAUAUCAAGUCCCGCCCUUCGUCCAGGCUAUGGUGUCAUCGACUGCAUCCUCAGCACCAUGCCAGAAUUCAGAAAAGCUGAACUCGCAUCGGCUGCCGUCAUUCUUGGUCUCGCGCCAUCAGUGCUUCAGUUACUCAGCGCCUCAUAUCUCGAUACAGCGAUAUUGGCGUAUCGAAGACCGGGAUUAGCGGUGGUGUUGGCGAUGUGUAGUUCUGGAGUCAGGCCGCUUACGGCGACGGAUUAUGAUGACUUUAUCACCAAGAUGGGCACCGAAUCUUCAACUUCUUUUGGUGUACCGCGCUUUGUUGGAGCGAAGGGGAUUGUGUCGUUGGCCGAGUACAUCAUCGCCGCUGCAUCAGUCGCAAACAAUGCAUAUCUCACAUACCAACUCUGCCUCCAAGCAGUAUGCACAUUCGCCCCAGCCGAAGACUUCCUCCCCGCUAUCUGGACCGCUUCAGCUCUAGCCAUUCAUUUCUUCGGAUACAUCGCCGCACGAUUAAAAAUAGCCGUCGAGACGAAAAGCGCAUGGGAAGAUCGAGGAAGACUUUGGUCCGAACUUACACCAACACCAUGGCAGUCAAAGCUUCGCGUCAAAGCUAACGGACGACACACGGGCUGGUUCCUCACUCUUGCUUCAGCUUUAUACGUAGGCGAUUGUCUUCAAGCACUCUUCGGAACGCUUAUCCUGUCGAGUUUGGUCUUUAUUAGUGUGAGAGACUCUGCGAUAAUUGUGAUUCGACUAAUGGGGAGUGCUCUUCUCGCAAGGCUGAUACUGAUUUAUGAAUUGGCGGGGCUGAAGACGGAUGGCGAUGGAUAUACUGCAUCUGAGAGCACCAUCUACUUGCAGUCUCUUCAGCAGAAUGAGAGAAACUUGAGAGGAUCCAGGGUCUUCUCAUAAUUAAGUACGCCAAAACGUGUCGAGGUAAGGUGCGCGACGCAAGCAUCAGCUGUCGGGUCUAUCAACACCAGGGAGGGCGAGUAUAUUGCCCAUAUGUGUUAAUUUGUGUUCUUUACCUUUGUGGGUUGGGGCUGAAGUCUUUUUUGACCUCCAGCCUUAUCACAGGGUCUAUCAACUCAAGAUAAUCACUCUCAAAUACACAUUUCAGGCACUAUACCAACUACACAGCCAAAGGAUGCCUUGCCCUCAUGAAAUCGGUGAAUACAAACACCAUAAAGUCAUUCCUUAUCUAA